AUGUCGCGAACGAAUGAUACUACAGGGGAGGCUGCUAGCAACAAAAAGCGAAAGGCAGACAUCACAGACUCGCCCACAGUGACAGCACCAAGCUCGAAGAAAGCUCGCCGCGAGCCUGCAUCGCCUGUUGUGAAUGCCAGUGGCGUUUCAGUACUUGGCAAGACAACCAGACGGACAUCAGUGACGCUGCCGAUAACAGCAGUAGCGCAGGAGACUGGUCAAGACCUUGGCAAGGCAGACAAGAAGGCAGAAAAGAAGAAGAGACGGAAGGCCCAGCAGUCCGAGCAGAAGCCUGGCGACGAUGCCUCGAACGACUCUCUUGACGGCCCUGCGGAUGACUCUCGGGCACUAGCUGUACGACCAGACAACGACAACGACGACGACGACGACGACGACCAUGAAGCCAAAGAACAGAAACGACAGCGUCGCACAGAGAAGAAAGCUCGUCGUGCUCUGCAAAAAGCAGAUAAUGCCGAAGCUCUAGGCACUGCAGACCUUGACAAGCAGCUACAGACAUUGGAUACGGAUGCUCUUGCCUCCCGUGUGGAUGCUGAGGUGCAAGUAUUAGGACUCCCAGUAAGGAAUUGGAGACUUUCGUCUGCGACGGGAGGGAGAUAUAUUUCACAAGAUCCUGUGUUUGCACGAGACUCGGUUACUGGAGCAGAUUUCUUGAUCUUGGCGACUUCGCGAGAAGUGCAGAUUCUUGAUCUAGAGACGUCGUUGGUCGUAAGGAGAUGUGGUAUUCGUGAUGGACUCAAGAUAAAGAACUUUGUGUUGGUGGGGACCAAUAUUAUCCGGAUUGUAUGUGUAGAGGGAGAGACCUUUGAAUGGGACUGGACCUCUGACUCGGCGAGCCUCAAGUCGGUCGCAAUCGCGGGAAAAGGACAGACGAAAGCGAUCGCUUGUUCAAGCGACGGCGAACUAUGGUACCUCCAACAUGCCGGCAAAAGCGACUUGAUUGGCAACGCAAAGCCACAGCACAUGACUGAGCGACGACUCGCCUCUCUUCUCGUGCUUGGUCAAGACAGCGCGGAGUUCAUCGUGGCGCACGGAGCUACGACGGUGGUCGUUGGAAUGUGCAAGGAUGUCUCGAAGGAGAAGCGCGAAUACAUCUGGCUUGAAUUACCCUUCCAGUCAACCAUAACCUGCCUCGAUGCACGGCUCUCUUACGAUGACACGCUAGCAACAACACCGAAAGCUUCUGCUAGCAAACGUCGACCAGCACCACAUCUCAGUCUAGCCAUCGGUCAACCCGAAGGACAAAUCCACCUCUACACCGACAUGUCAUCCCUCUUCGCUCUCAAAUCCUCCUCUACCCCCAUAUCCUCCCCUGAUUCACUCCCGGCUCCGCGCGUACUACACUGGCAUCGCACUUCACCCUCCACCAUCAAGUUCUCGCCCGAUGGCAACUACCUCGUCUCCGGCGGCGCCGAGACGGUCUUAGUACUCUGGCAAUUGGCGACUGGCAAGCAACAGUUCUUGCCACAUCUGGGUGCUGAGGUGCAACAGCUCGGGAUCAGCAAGGCGGGGGAUAGGUAUGCAGUCUUGUUGGGCGACAAUAGUGUCAUCGUUCUCAGCUCGGGUGAGCUGAAGGCCGUGGCGCAGAUUGGAGGAUUGCAAGUUACUGGUGCUAUGUCUCCUGAAUGGUCUAGGAAGGACAAGGUGGUGGAGGCGAGCGUAGAGAGGAAGUCUGUGGCAGCUAUCAUGCACCCUCUACACUCAACGCAGGUCUUGCUCUCGGUCCCUUCGACACAACCGAAAGCAGCGACAGAAGCCGCGCUCGCGAGACCAUGGAUCCAGACUUUCGACUUCCGCUCUGAUCGGCAUAUCGGCCGCCAGGCCCUAGCGAGGACGAGUAUCACGGACUUCAACCGCGGUCCCGAGGGCGAAGGGAUCGUGGACCCGGAUCUGGAGCUCUUGGCUGUUUGUACCUCGGAUGUAGCCAACCAGGGCAAGGAGGCGUGGUUGGCUAGUGUCGAUUCGUGGAUGCCGAGCGAGAGGGAUGUGGAGAGGUAUGCUACUGAGAUUGACGGAGCGAGGGAGGAGACGGGAUCGGUUCAUGCGCAGCGCUUGGCGAGGAGAGAGGUGUCGCUUAAGUUCUGGAGGUGGGAUGAGAAGGUGCAGGUUGGUGGGGCGUGGGGGUUGAAUACUAAGGUUUCUGGACCCCAUGUACGGACUUCUGGGGAUGCUGGUGAGGCUCUGCUGGGAGACGGGAAGGUGCUGGCUUUGCUCUCCACACCCUCUGCUUCACGAGGCGCGGGUUUCGUGACGGUCGGCGGGGACGGCGUGGUCAAAUUCUGGAGGACGAAAUCGAGGAAAGAGGGGGGUGUGAAAUGGGUUUGCGGUCGAAGUGUCCGGCUACCAGGGAUUGGCGCACAAAAGGAUCGCAUGGACUCGCCGUUGGCAGAUGAAGAGGGUACCACUGAUAUCGUGGUGCAUGACGAGGUCAAGAGGCCUGCCGGGACGCCGCUUCGGGCUCCGAAGGCUAAUAUGGCUUACUCGCAGGACUCUUCACUUCUUGUGGUCGCUUGGCAUGCUCCCUCCAGACACCAGGGUAUACUUCUUCACUUCAUCGAUGCCCAGACGGCAGCAAUUCGAAGCACGAAGCCUGCCGUUCAUCUUCUCGGCAGCAUAGCAACUGUAGCUGAUGAUGGAGGAGAACAUGAAAUCGAGCACCUCGGUCUCCUGGAUCGCCACCUCAUUCUUGUCUCCGAUUCUACAGCCGUAGUCUGGGAUUUAGUAAGCGAUGAGCUCGUACGACGUUACAGAAUACCGGUGCGAUCCGCCAGCAGCAAGGGCAAGGUCGCUGAGACUACAGCCACACUCCUUGAAGUUAAUGCUACGGACGGCACUUUCGCGGUAGCUGUCGGCGGCGAGGUCUCUGUCUAUGCGAUCAACGAGAAGAAAGCGGUCUACCAAGGCGGCGGAAACUGGGAUGCUGCUAUUGUUACGCUGUUGCCUGGUACCGGGGGAAGGGGGUUUGUGGUUGUGUACGAGGAUGCGACGACGAGGGAUCUGAUGGCGCCGCAGAGUUCGAGGACUACAAUCAGUCUUGCCACCGGCAACGAGAUUACGGUCGUUGACGAGGAGGCCGAUGAUGCGAAUGCCAUGGCUAUCGACGACAUCUCUUCUACGACCACCCUUGCUUUACCCACCACAGACACGCAAUCUCUGGAUCUCACCUCGACACUCCUCGCUCGCAAAACCGAGGACGAAGAUACUGCCAUGGCUAGUCUCGAACACGAUCGUCCGGUCGUGCGGCCGGAACAGUUGGCUGCUAUUUUCGACACGGAACAUAGUCAUGCUAUGAUGCCUGUGAAGGAGAUGUUUGAGCGGGUGCUGGGGUUGUUUGUUGGGGGGCGGGUGGCUGUGGUGGGUGAGGUGGGGGCAUAG
This is a messenger RNA of Recurvomyces mirabilis, 3393 nucleotides long. RefSeq names its product NET1-associated nuclear protein 1 (gene NAN1). The coding region runs from base 1 to 3393 and encodes 1130 amino acids. Gene Ontology annotation, cellular component: nucleolus. The transcript has a single exon. The record is from RefSeq and is a predicted model, not a curated record. Gene Ontology annotation, biological process: positive regulation of rRNA processing; positive regulation of transcription by RNA polymerase I. Gene Ontology annotation, molecular function: protein binding; RNA binding. NCBI's taxonomy places the organism in Eukaryota, Fungi, Ascomycota, Dothideomycetes, Mycosphaerellales, Teratosphaeriaceae.